Molecule: messenger RNA, 3763 nt
Organism: Diachasmimorpha longicaudata
Lineage: Eukaryota; Metazoa; Arthropoda; Insecta; Hymenoptera; Braconidae
Product: serine/threonine-protein phosphatase PP1-beta catalytic subunit
Exons: 7
Coding region: 98-1165 (355 amino acids)
Cellular component (GO): cytoplasm; nucleus
Molecular function (GO): protein serine/threonine phosphatase activity
Source: RefSeq, a predicted model, not a curated record
CGCAUCUCGAAUCCUCGAGGCACCGAGCGGUCCACAAACAUUGACCCAGUGUUGGGCGAUCGUCUCGAGGUCCCACGGUUAUCAAGUUGUGGAAAAAAUGGCGGAUGUCGACUUGAACAUCGACAGCUUGAUACAGAGAUUACUGGAAGUAUAUCACACACAGAAUAAUGAUCAGGUCCAGAAGAAAGGCAGACUAGCAGAUAUAUUCCUUUCAGAGUUUGCUGUUCGAGGAUGUCGUCCUGGAAAAUCGGUUAUCAUGACCGAGGCUGAGGUGCGUGGAUUGUGCCUGAAGAGCCGUGAGAUAUUUUUGCAACAGCCAAUACUUUUGGAAUUGGAAGCACCACUCAAAAUAUGCGGCGACAUACACGGUCAAUACACCGAUUUACUCCGGCUAUUUGAAUACGGUGGUUUUCCACCAGAAUCGAAUUAUCUUUUCCUCGGCGAUUAUGUGGAUAGGGGUAAACAGUCUUUGGAGACAAUUUGUCUAUUGCUUGCGUAUAAGAUCAAGUAUCCCGAGAAUUUUUUUCUCCUGAGGGGUAAUCAUGAGUGCGCGAGUAUUAACAGGAUAUAUGGAUUUUACGAUGAGUGCAAGCGCAGGUAUAAUAUCAAAUUAUGGAAGACUUUUACGGAUUGCUUCAAUUGUCUACCCAUCGCUGCUAUUAUUGAUGAGAAGAUAUUCUGUUGUCACGGGGGAUUGAGUCCAGAUCUGCAGGGGAUGGAGCAAAUCAGACGGAUCAUGAGACCAACUGACGUCCCAGACACUGGACUUCUUUGCGAUCUCCUUUGGUCUGAUCCAGAUAAAGACGUACAGGGUUGGGGAGAAAAUGAUCGAGGUGUAUCCUUCACCUUCGGCCCGGACGUGGUAUCGAAAUUCCUGAACCGUCACGAUAUGGAUCUCAUAUGCAGAGCCCAUCAGGUAGUUGAAGAUGGCUAUGAAUUUUUCGCAAAACGACAACUUGUCACGCUAUUCUCAGCUCCGAAUUACUGUGGUGAAUUCGACAAUGCAGGAGGUAUGAUGAGCGUCGAUGAGAAUCUCAUGUGUAGCUUCCAGAUUUUGAAACCAUCCGAGAAAAAAGCUAAAUAUCAGUACGGCGGUAUGAUUGCGACGCAGACUGGAAGGCCAUCAACACCCCAGAAGAAUCCAACCAAAAAGAGCAAAAAAUGAUCGUCAUACCCAGCUGAUCCUGCAUAGCAGUCAACACUCAUGUCAUUCUAGUUGUGGGACGACGUAUUAUCCAAUUGAGCCCAUAACGCCACAGUCGAACGUAUACAAGUACCUCUUCCUCGAUUCGCAUCGUUUAAAUCGUCAGUAAAGAAACUAAAGGAAAAAAAGGAGACCAGCCAUCGACGGUGAAGAGAGAUAUGAGUGAUGACAGGGUUGAAAGCCAGAAAAUGAAUAACAAAUUAUGAAAAUACGAUUAAUCAUUCUUCCUGUUGACUAUUGACAGUUCAUUGGUUCUAUAUAUUUUUUUCAUGGAUUUACUGUUGAAUUAUUAGAGCUUAACUUGAUUUCUCAUGCAUUAAUUAUUGAAAUUCGUACUUCCAGUCUUUACGAGUGGGGAUGAUACGCCUUUAACGUGCAUUUCGUGAAUGUACUUUAUUUAUUGCUUAUCAAACUAGAUUAACAUUGUCACUGAUCACUCGUGGUCAUUGAGAUGGAUUCCCUGAGAAUUCGUUUGUCGGCUCGUUAACAGUUGGAUUUAAUUUUUUUUAUUAAUUUUUAUUGCGAGAUACUUGGGGGCAGGAUACACCUCUUGUGGAACAAUUUUUAAUGAGUUAAUUUUUUCUUUUCGUGAUGUUUGUUCGGUCAUUUAAUUUCUCGCUUACUCAGCGGCAUCGCACGUUGUUUACAUAUGCAUUUUUUCUUCUUUCAUUUGAUAUUAUUCACAAUAUGUCUCUUCUUGAGUCACUUCCUCAGAAAUGAUACGCCGACUUGUGAGUGUGAGAAUGACUAACCGUGAAUUAUGUGAAUAUGCGAGGGUGAAUGACUAGAUUUUUUGAAGAGAUAAAAAAUGAUAAACAGUAUUUUUUAUGGCGAUGCCCCUGUAUAGAUAAUUAUAAGUUUUCCUCAGAAAUUUAAUGUGAAAUGAAAUGGUUCGUGAGGGAAAUUAGAGGUGAUCUAGUGGAAGUUGUUGUAGAUUUGAGAUCUAGUGAAUUUAGUGGCAAAUUCCAUCGGAUUUGUAUUAGAUGUUGGCCAUUUCUGUCGGUUCAAUGGAUAAUAUUCUACCGAAAAAAUGAAUAGAAUAUGAGUUUGUGUCCAUUUGUUUGAUGUAAAUUCCAAUAGAAAUUCGGUAACUCAAAUAUUCAUUUUUUUUUAUGGGAACAUCCCACAAAGGAAAUGCCUCAGUAUAAAAAAAGUUCCCCAAAUAUUCAGUUCUAUGAUUUUUUUAACUAUAAAACAAUUUUUAUUGAACUAGAGGCCCGUUAAAGUUCAGAAUUCGUUCGUAAAAAUUCAAUGGCUUUUUCUGACGAAUCGACUAGGUUUUCUAAUGAAAUUUUUUCCUGUCUGAGAAAACAGGAGAUGACGUCGAGGAGGCCUGGAUAACUUUAGUAAUGAGAUAAUUGAAUUAUCCGUAGAAAAAAAAAUAUCCAGAGGUAAUAGGUUGUCAAAUGUCUUUGGAACGAAUAAUUUCAAAUAAAAUAUGGAGAUAUUUGUAGAUAAUUUUAUUGGCUAUGAAAAAUAUCUAUUGGUAUUUUUCUCUAAAACCCAUCGAUCCAAAAGACAUUUAUCCAUCUCCUGUGAUCACUUAACCACUGCUUUUCGUUGAUUUUAUCGUUUACGAUAGUUAAAAAUGUACCAGGUUGUGUCGUAAGAUCAAAUGAUUCGCCUUAGGUGGGCAUUGCAAUAUUCUCGUGUCCUUUAAUUGCCGUUUGAGGUAAAAAAGAAAAAUUAUAAAAAAUACAAAAUUAAAAUAAUAAUAUUAAUUAAUGGUAUAAUGAUUAGUGUAACGAGCGAAAGAUGUAAAAUUACGUGAGAUAAUUAUUACAACUGUACAAACAUAAUUAAUUUUGAUUUGAUUAAUUGUGAUCUGUGGUAGAAAAUGUGGAGACAUUACGUUUCUUUGAGACUUUAUCUCCUACCUUUUUAUCUGAAAAGAUUUUUUUUUCAGGUGUAAUCGAUGGGAAAUUACGUUUACAAGGGCAUACCUUGUGCACAUCACUGAUUGAAUAAUACAUAUUAAUAUUUCAAUUAUAUUAUUCGUGUAUCUAUCAUUUAUGUCAACAUGAUUAUUUUGCGGUUGUUCGACAUAACGUAGUACGUAAACAGAAUCUAUAGAGCGACGGCGAAGAUUAAAGAAUAAUAUGAAUAAGAAAAACACCUCAAGUUGUAAACUUUCAGAUAAUAAAUAUCCCUAUUGUUGUAAAAAUAUCGUUGUAAAUUUUUCAAAAUGAUUCAAAUUAAUUUUCCAUGAACAUUCACUUUUUACGAGAUUCAUAGCAACUUUCGGGUUGUUGACAUAAUUUUUAAGGGUGGUUUAAAUCAUAUUUGUGUUCUGUUGAAGCUUUUUUUUAUUUACUAGUGAAAUUAAUGAAUUUACAACGUGGAAGUCAUGAUGUAGAUUUAUUUCAAUGAUAACUGGGUACAAUGAUAACAAUUACGUAGAAACGAAAUUUAAUUUAACAAAAAAAGGGAUAACUCAUAAAUUUCUUUUAUAAUUAAGAAUCAAUUAAUAGUAGGCGAGCUAUGGUCGGAGAAGGCCAGCUACUCUGCUCAGCCCCGGGCAGUUUCCCACGAGUCUUCUCAUCUCAUCCCAAAAAUAAA